AUUAAGAUGUUGAUUUGGGUUAAUAUGGAAAAGCCUCCUCAUCAUUCCCUAUGCCGAACCGCCCGCCCUACCCGGUCUGCUCUCCUUCUCUCUCUCUGAUCUGAAAUUCUAGGGUUCUGAGCCCGAAUUAGAUCGGUACCGAAUUGGAAUUAGGGUUUUUGUGUUCCGAUAGGGCAGACGAGGGUUUGGAGGCGAUUUGAGGCUUUUCGCUUAUCCCACGACGGUAGCCGGUGAUUCUGCAACAUCUACAGCUACUUCCUUCUUCAAGCUAUUCACUUGAAAUCUAUUCACUAUCAUGUUCAUUUCAAGAGUUUUUGGGAGGACCCUCUUUGCUGCAGCCAAAUCAGAAGCUUCUGCUGCAGCUGCCGCAGCUGCUUCUACAGCUAGAACAAGCUACAACCCUCUUGAGGAGUUCUUUGAGGUAGAUAGAAGCGCAGAAGAUGACAAACCUGUUGUCUAUGGUCGAAGUUGGAAGGCUUCUGAGCUCCGUCUUAAAUCUUGGGACGAUCUUAACAAGCUGUGGUAUGUUCUGUUGAAGGAAAAAAACAUGUUGAUGACUCAACGCCAGAUGCUUAAUGCACAGAACCUACGGUUUCCUAAUCCAGAGCGUAUCCCCAAGGUCAGGAAGUCUAUGUGUCGGAUCAAGCAUGUACUUACUGAAAGAGCUAUCGAGGAACCAGAUCCAAGGAGGUCUGCCGAGAUGAAGAGGAUGGUAAAUGCUCUAUGAUGACAUCCAAUUUGCUUAUCUUUCGGCGUUUGUGCUGAUCAGGUUUUGUCGGUUGACUUUAAUGGUGCCUUUUGUUAGUCUUCUUGUCAGUGCAUAGGGUUUUGGCUAGAACUUGUAUCCAUGAACAACUAGCUUCUAGUGAUUUUAUCGAUAGCUUCAUAUAUAUUUCAGGGCAAUCAGUAAUGUAAGCAAUGUUUUGAUUCAUUACAACAAACCCUAGCAACAUAUAGCCCACAGUGGUGUUGGGAAUAAUUGGUAGACCUUCAUAUCUUGUGGGCUGUAUGACUAUUCUCUUUCCAAGUUUUGCUAUUACUGCCAGAGUACUUCA
Messenger RNA from Camellia sinensis, 1055 nucleotides. RefSeq names its product ribosomal protein L29 family protein. Gene Ontology annotation, molecular function: structural constituent of ribosome. Lineage: Eukaryota; Viridiplantae; Streptophyta; Magnoliopsida; Ericales; Theaceae. The record is from RefSeq and is a predicted model, not a curated record. Gene Ontology annotation, biological process: mitochondrial translation. Gene Ontology annotation, cellular component: mitochondrial ribosome; mitochondrial large ribosomal subunit.